Messenger RNA from Onychostoma macrolepis, 1252 nucleotides. RefSeq names its product sorting nexin 10b (gene snx10b). The record is from RefSeq and is a predicted model, not a curated record. Bases 508 to 1071 code for a protein of 187 amino acids. Gene Ontology annotation, molecular function: phosphatidylinositol binding. The transcript is spliced from 4 exons. Lineage: Eukaryota; Metazoa; Chordata; Actinopteri; Cypriniformes; Cyprinidae. Gene Ontology annotation, biological process: intracellular protein transport.
UUCAGUUUCAGUUAUUUUAGUACAUUGUUACGCUAAAUGAAAAUGAGAAAUGUUGCUUUAGAAACUAGCUGUUUUUAUUUUUUAUUUCAGUUAAAAAUGUAUUUUAUCAUGUUUUUUAUGGUUUUAAUUUUAGCUAAAUAGAAUAACCCUGUAACCUAUCUGUAAUAUCAAGAGGGUUGAAAAGCUGUACAUGAAUAACUGUUUAAGUACUGCUAGUUGUUUCAAACAUGCAGGUGUCAUGAUUAUGGUACCCAUUUUUUCCAGCUGCUUUUUCCUGCUCCUUUUAUUUUUAUGGCAGUGCUAGUCUGCCGUGUCUCUGGUGGCUGGUAAAAAUGAAGCACCGCUGUCCGUCAGAGACGCAAAAUGAGCUUGGAUGUUUUUCCCCAGUCUACAGUUCCCAUGAAUCAGCCCCAGUUGGUCAACAAGACCGAUGUCUCAUGAAAAUACUUCCUUUUUUAUUCUUCCCAUUUUUUUUAAACCUCUAAGUACUGGCUGUGUCCAUGUCCAAUGUACGUUUGUAAGCGUAUGCGUGAGGUCUUUUCCAGCGUUCUUGGACUUAUGCAGGAAUUCACUGGCGUGUGGGUGAGGGACCCUCGCAUCCAGAAAGAGGAUUUCUGGCAUGCUUACAUGGAUUAUGAAAUCUGUAUACAUACAAACAGUUUGGCCUUCACUAAGAAGAGUUCCUGUGUGCGGCGGAGAUACAGCGAGUUUGUGUGGCUAAGAAAAAAGCUACAGGAAAAUGCCAUGCUCAUAACACAUUUACCCAGACUGCCUCCAAAAAACCCGUUCUUCAGUCUCAACAAUGCCAGAGAGAUCGGAGCCCGUAUGGAAGGACUCAGGAAAUUUCUAGAAGAGGUGGUUCACAGCCCGGUGCUGCUUUCGGACAGCUGCUUACAUCUCUUUCUACAGUCCCAACUAAGUGUGAAAAAAAUCGAGGCCUGUGCUGAAGGCCGAAGUCGCUACACUGUCUCUGAGGCCAUUCACAGUUUCGCCUCAGGAAACAAGCGCUUUGAAUCUCAGUCUGAAGAGAGCAUGGAAGAAGAGGACGAUAUGCACUGUGAAUCAGAGUGAUAGACUAUUUUCUACUAAACACAUAAAGACAUUACUGAGGAACAUAUUCAACAAUGAAGAUUACAGCCCAUGAGGAGAGACAAUGGAACAGGAAAAAAGUUACUGUCAUUGCUGAAACGGUGUUGCACUUAUACUUUCUGUAUUGAUGAAGAUAACCUAAUAAAUUUAAUUAUUUAAACCA